CUCUCUCUCACUAACACACACACACACACACACACAUCAUGUUUACAGGCCCAGGAGUGUCUGUGGGGGAGGAGGAAGAAGUCACUCAUUUUCAUAAACAUUCCCACAUGUUAGGCGCGUAACCUGCGGCGAGAAACGCUCCGCCAAUAUUAACCUGACGCCUGUAAAUCAUAGAUGCAUCGCGGAGGCGAUCUGUGGACUUUCACUCUGAAAACGAACCCAGAGUUGGACAAUAUGUAGCGCAGAUAUCAAACUGACUAUGAGGACAGCAAGUAAUUAGAAAAACAAGUAGUUGAACAUGUAUUUUGAAGACUGGUGCCGUUUCUGUUGCUAAACAUUUUUAAUAGCCUAACGUCCUCACGGGAAAAAGCGGUAAAACCGUCUGGAAAAGAGUGCGCGAGGCAGGCAUAUAUUUUUCAAGCUUUGGAGUCGCUGAGCGGAUUCACGUCUCGGAUCCAGUUGGCUGAAGGCCGAGAGCGUCACCAUCUGUCAUCCGCUUGAGCUCCGCGUUCGCCGGCUGUAUGUGGAGACAAGUGUACUAUACGCCGCGAGACCUACAGCGCGGGAGGGACGCCAGAUAGAGCCGGGAGUUGCCCAUCGGACACGCACCCCCACGCUUCUCUCCCAGACAGAGUCGACACCGGUUACGCGCGACUUUCUCUCCAGCUGUUGAUGGGAUACUAGACCAUGGCGGUUUCAUACCUGUGCGCGUUGCAUCUGCUUCUCUAUCUCGGAACCCGUACAGGCGCGUUGGUGGACUCGUCGACGCCGCCCGGAGAGACACACGGGUCACCCAGCGAACGCGCCUUGGACCGCGCCGCGUUUGAAAGGGACGCGCAGGAUGUGGUCACCAUAAAUAUGUACAAAACCUAUGACAAAUAUACCAAGGAGCCCAGCGAACGGGACGGGAAUACCGUGAGGAGCUUCAGAGCUCUCCCGGUGUCCUCCAACAACAGGCUCUUGUUCCAGUUUAACCUGACCUCCAUCCCAGAGUCAGAGGUCGUUGUCGCAGCAACGCUGCACUUCCUGGAGCCGCCGCGCUCACAGCCCAGGUCCUGGAGCUGUCGUCGCCUGCGCGGGCCGUCGUGUCGUCCGGCGGCGGCCUCGUCUCCCGGGCGGCUGGUGCUGAGGGGAGGAGGAGCGUCCGUCCCGCUGACCCCCGGCGUCCGCCUCGCGUCGCUCCCGCUGCCGUCCCACCCUCACCACCGCGGCGGCUGGCUGCAGCGCAACGUCUCCGCUCCCGUCACGCAGGCCCACGCCGCCGGACACGUGCUGCUGACCGCCGAGUUCCAGCUCCAGCAGCGGCGAGCGGUCCGGACCCUGGGGACGGAGUCAGGGGCGGAGUCGGGGGCGGGGCCUGAGCCGCCGUAUCUGCUGGUGUACACCGACGACCGGACCAUCGGCGAGCCCAACAGCGUUGCCGUCACCCUGCAGCGUUACGGCCCGUUCCCCGGCAACGCCGAUGACCCGCACACUCACCACCGGCCCAGACGCGCCGCCGUGGAACACCUGCAGAACAACCUGCUGCCCGAUGUCCACCACACGGAACCCAAAAGCAGGGAACUCUGGGAAAACACCUACUUCCCUCUCAAGGCCAAACCGCCCCCUCCACACACGCCACACACACGCUCACACACACCAGCCCUCGGCCCCGAGGCGCCACACAUACGCGCGGGCGGAGAGGGGGGUCCACGGGAGGGCGUGGGGGGGGCUCGGGAGCUGCAGUUCGACGAGCGCACCAUGAAGAAGGCCCGGCGGAGGCAGUGGACCGAGUCGCGCGCCUGCUCCCGCCGCUACCUCAGGGUGGACUUCGCCGACAUCGGCUGGAGCGACUGGGUGCUCGCCCCCAAGGCCUUCGAGGCGUUCUACUGCGCCGGGACCUGCCGCUUCCCCAUCCCCAAGGUGGUCCGCCCCUCCAAUCACGCCACCAUCCAGAGCAUCGUCCGUGCCGUUGGAAUCAUUCCUGGUAUUCCAGAACCUUGCUGCGUUCCGGAUAAGAUGAGCUCGCUACCGGUGCUCUACUUGGAUCCAGAGCGGAACCUGGUUCUGAAGGUUUACCCAGGGAUGUCUGUGGAGACCUGCGCCUGUCGGUGAGCUGCAGAACCAGACCGGAGAACUGCAGGAGAACAGAUAGAACUCUCAGUAGAACUGACAGAACUCACCACAGAACAGAUGGAACUUACCGCAGAACAGACGGAACUCACUGCAGAACUCACAGAACAGACAGAAGUCACGUCAGAACUGGCAGAAUUCACCGCAGAACCAGCAGAACUCACUGCAGAACCAGCAGAACUCACCGCAAAGCUGGAAAAGACUUCAACUCCCCAAAAGACUACAGGGACCCACUCAAGUUCAUGACAAAGGGAAAAGCAGUCUGUCUCACACACACACACACACACCUGCUCAAGCUAAUGAGAAAAGAACGUCAGUCCACACAGACAGAAUAUGGAGGAGGGAAAAGCCUACUGAACUACUGAAGUUGUUGUCACUUUGUUAAGCUUCAGAUUGACUCCAUCUCACAUGCAGAGACACACGAAUGCACUCUCACACAGUAACACACACACACAAACACACACACACACACACACACACACACACACUGUGCAGUGUUAAGCUUCAGAUUGACUCUUUUUCUGCUGACCAGAGGGAUGAUCCACAGAGAGUUUGGACACUACGGGAUCGGAACUGUGUAGUCCGUGCAUAGCUUCUCUUCACACACACACACACACCCAGAGGUGGAGCCCACAUAUGUACGUGUGGAUAUCAAGUCAUAGACAUAUUUUCCUGGCAGAAGUAUUUUUGUAAAUAAAUGAUCUGUAACUAAACUAACUCCGUGGAGUGCACCUGCUAGUUAGUUUGUGAGAGAGUGUCCACUGUAGUGAUAUGAAAGCUAUAUAGUUUGAGAGAGUGUCCACUGUAGUGAUAUGAAAGCUAUAUAGUUUGAGAGAGUGUCCACUGUUGUGUUAAUGAAAGCUAUAUAGUUUGAGAGAGUGUCCACUGUUGUGUUAAUGAAAGCUAUAUGCCAUGGAAGCCACACAAAAACGAGCUAGUGCUGCCACCUGCUGGCCGAUAGGUGGAAGAGAUGGGGAUUGCCUGCAGCAGGAUGUGUCCACUCGGGCGCCCGGGAGCUCACCUCCUCACCACUCCUUCGCUCUCUGGGCCAGAGGACAGGGGCAGUCGCUGUGUUCGGUUAUUCAAUCAGUUUUAUGAUUUCUGCUGCAUUUCUAUAUAUAUGUUAGUAUUGUACUGUACAUAACCCUAACCCGUAUGCAUUUCUAUAUAUAUUAGUAUUGUACUGUACAUAACCCUAACCCAUAUGCAUUUCUAUAUAUAUAUAUAUAUGAGUAUUCAGUGUACAUAACCCUAACCCAUAUGCAUGCAGUGUAAUGUAUUCACCAUGUACCAUAUUUGCUUUGCAGAUUUUUUUCUUUAGCUUAAAUACUUUUAGUUUCCGUGUAGCAGCGGUUUGGAUCAUACAUACGUAUAUGUGGAUAUGCGGUACUCUAAUAUUUAAAAGAUAAAUAGAAACUGAGACUUUAACUCGUGAACUGUUGCACUGGUCAUCUGGCCUGACGCCUCCCUCAGGCCGUCUGAGCAGGUGGACCUCUCCUCUCUUCUCCACUUUUGUUUGUUUGCUUUUAGUUUGUUAGUUCAGUAA
Alosa sapidissima (American shad) is the source of this 3658-nucleotide messenger RNA. It is a transcript of the gene ifngr1l, whose product is annotated as growth differentiation factor 10b. Bases 688 to 2094 code for a protein of 468 amino acids. Gene Ontology annotation, molecular function: cytokine activity; growth factor activity. Gene Ontology annotation, biological process: BMP signaling pathway; SMAD protein signal transduction. Lineage: Eukaryota; Metazoa; Chordata; Actinopteri; Clupeiformes; Clupeidae. Gene Ontology annotation, cellular component: extracellular region. The record is from RefSeq and is a predicted model, not a curated record. The transcript is spliced from 3 exons.